AUGACCGAUCUUCUUAAACGGAAUGGACCUGUAGGCGCUAUAUACGAAUGUUCUACCAAAGGCUGGAUGAACGAAGAGCUAUUUCUAACAUGGGUAAAGCAUUUUAAAAAACAUUCUGCAGCGUCUAAAGAAAAUCCAGUUUUGCUCUUGUUAGAUAACCACAGUAGCCAUUGCUCUCUAGCGACUUAUGAAUUUUGUCGUGAAAAUGGGAUAAUUAUGUUAUCCUUCCCACCCCAUACGUCCCAUAAACUGCAGCCUCUUGACUUAACAGUUUUUGGGCGAUUAAAAUCUGCUUACUCGAAUGAAUGCUCACUUUUUAUGAGACAAAACAUACAUCAAAAAAUAACACCAUAUGAUGUAGCUGAGAUUUUUAAUCGUGCUUUCAUCCAUGUUGCUACUAUUGAAAAAGUUCAGAAGGGGUUCGAAGUUAGUGGGAUUGUACCAUAUAGGCCAAAUGUGUUUACAGAUGAAGAUUUUUUGCCCGCAACCCUUUCUCAAAUACCAGUAACAGCUCAACGUGAACCUGACGCACAUGAAUCUCAACCCUCUACCUCUGAUGGUAACGCGGAACGUCAACCCUGUGCCUCACGUGAAGUUGAGCCUCAACCCUCUACCUCUCGAAGAGCUGAUCGUCAGCCCUCUAUAUCUCAAGGAACUGAAUCUCAAGCCUCUACCUCACUAUUAAAUACUGAUAAGCAUCCGAGUAAAGUAAAAACCAAUAUAUCGAUUGAAGAAAUAACAGCCCUCCGCAGAGUUGAAAAAAGGACUAAACAGAAGGGCAAGAAAAUUAGGAAUAUCAAAAAUCCUCACAGCCACUCCAGAGAAAACUGA
Messenger RNA from Sitophilus oryzae (rice weevil), 831 nucleotides. RefSeq lists its product as uncharacterized. Gene Ontology annotation, molecular function: DNA binding. The record is from RefSeq and is a predicted model, not a curated record. The transcript has a single exon. Lineage: Eukaryota; Metazoa; Arthropoda; Insecta; Coleoptera; Curculionidae. Gene Ontology annotation, cellular component: nucleus. Bases 1 to 831 code for a protein of 276 amino acids.